Trichomycterus rosablanca is the source of this 3309-nucleotide messenger RNA. Its product is annotated as desmoglein-2.1-like. The coding region runs from base 1 to 3309 and encodes 1102 amino acids. The transcript is spliced from 15 exons. Gene Ontology annotation, cellular component: adherens junction; catenin complex; plasma membrane. Gene Ontology annotation, biological process: calcium-dependent cell-cell adhesion; cell-cell junction assembly; homophilic cell-cell adhesion. The record is from RefSeq and is a predicted model, not a curated record. NCBI's taxonomy places the organism in Eukaryota, Metazoa, Chordata, Actinopteri, Siluriformes, Trichomycteridae. Gene Ontology annotation, molecular function: cadherin binding; calcium ion binding.
AUGGCUUCCUUAAGGUUUGAACGACUUACUCUGUUUCUGCUAGUGUUUAUAAUUGUGGCAAUGAAAAAUGCAGAUGGAUCCAAGAGACCAAAGCGGGAGUGGAUUGUCCCACCAAUCAAUAUAAAAGAAAACUACAACUAUGGAACCUCUGCCAUUUCAAAAAUUAGAUCUGAUAAAGAAGAUGAAGGCAAGCCAUUUUCAUACAACCUUAGAGGGCACGGUGCUGACAAGGAGCCGUUUAACAUUUUUAUUGUCAACCACAAAACUGGCUUUAUCACUAUCGCACAUCCUCUGGACAGAGAGGAAAUAUCACAGUACAACCUGACCGGGAUUGCGAAGUACAAUGAUGGAACUUUGGCCGAGCAAGAAAUUCAGAUAAAAAUAUUGGUUGAAGAUGAAAAUGACAAUCCCCCAAAGUUCAAAAAAUUCCAAGGGUCUGUGCCAGAAUGUAGACCAACAGGAACCCAAGUGAUGAAGAUAACUGCUGAUGAUGCAGACCAAAGUGGAACACUCAAUGCACAAAUUGCAUAUAGCAUAGUAAAGCAACUUCCAGAAGGUUCCAAACCCAUGUUUGGCAUUGACAAACACAGUGGAGUGAUAUAUGUUAAAGAGCGCUCACUGGAUAGAGAGACUCUCGAUCACUACACCUUAAUAGUACAAGGUGUGGAUCUGGCUGGUGCCCCAGAAGGCAAUACAGGAACUGGUACAGUAGAGAUUGCAGUGACGGACAUCAAUGACAAUGUUCCUACUCUUGAAAAAGAUGAGUAUAGCGCUUCUGUUGAUGAAGAUACAGCUGAUGUGGUUGUAAUGAGAAUCAAAGCUUUGGAUGUAGACUUGAAGAACACUGAUAAUUGGCUGGCUGUCUUUGACAUUAUCAGUGGUAAUGAAGACGAAAUGUUUACUAUAGAGACGGACCCUAAAACCAACGAAGGCAUUUUAAAGCUUGUCAAGCCUGUGGAUUUUGAAAAGGUGAAAACGCUGGACCUUGAUUUAUCCAUUUCAAAUGUAGCUCCUUUUAUAAAUGGAAGUGCUUUAUCACUGGGCAUUAAUCUAAGCAAUUCUGGAGCUUCAGGAUCCCCAGAUGGGACAGCAGUUGGAACUGGGGUGGGAACAGGUGUAGGAGUAGAUAUGAAUCCUGCGGUGGAUGUAAGUGUAUUUGCAGGUGCAGAUGCAGGUGCAGAUGCAGGUGCUGGUGCUGGUGCUGGUGCUGGUGCUGGUGCUGGUGCCGGUGCUGGUGCCGGUGCCGGAGGUAACCCUGGUGUCAGUCUUCAAUCAGGUGUUAAGCCUGGAACUAAACCAGGGACUAAACCUGGUAACAAAAAGCCACCUCCAGGUGGAAAGAGCUAUCCGAUAAAAAUAGCUGUGAACAACUUACCUGAAGGUCCAGUGUAUUCACCACCAGUGAAGGACUUUCCUGUGUCAGAGAACCCAGUGGAAGUUAAAGUUCCUGUGGUCAUUGGGUCCUUUCCUGCUUUGGAUGGUGACACUGGAGAGCUUGCUGAAAAUGUAAGGUAUGCCAAAGGAUUUGAUCCAGGCAACUGGCUGUCCAUUGAUGAGGAAACUUCAGAAAUUAAACUGACAAAGAUUCCAGAUCGAGAGUCUCCAUAUCUGGUCAAUGGAACUUACAUGGCAAAAAUAUUCUGCUUAACCAAGGAUGUGCCACCCAAGACAGCUACUGGAACGAUAGCCCUAAAGGUGCAAGAUGUAAAUGACAACUGUCCGGAACUGACCAGCACCUAUCAAAAUGUGUGUUCGGAUGUUACAGUGAUAAACGUGACUGCACUUGAUGUGGAUAUGCAUCCAUUUGGAGACCCUUAUACAUUUAAGCUUAUAGAGAAGAAGACUAGAGGAAAGUGGGAAAUGGUUCCUGUCAAUGGAACAUCUGUAAGCUUCCAUGCCAUGGAGCCUCUGUGGCCAGGGGUGUAUGAGCUAACAAUGGAGAUUUUUGAUGCGGACGGUUUGGGCUGUACGGACAGUCAGAAACUUAAAGUGGAGGUGUGCACCUGUCAGGAUGGUAGCACUUGUGCUGUCAGAGCAGCCAAACUACAAAAAUCUUUAGCUAGAUUUGGGGUUUCAGCAAUUGGGGCAAUAAUAGGAGCCCUGCUUCUGUUCAUAUUGAUUCCUCUCAUUCUGCUGUCCUGUAAGUUUGGAGUGGAGUUUAAAGAUAUUCCUUUGGAGGGAAGACAAUAUAAUAUGACAUAUAAUGAUGAAGGCAAUGGAGAAGACAAGGAGUUACCGUUGUUUGCUGCUCCAGACUAUCAGAAAAAUGAGGGAGUUGGUAACGGUGCCAGCACAGGACAAACAAUGGUUGUUUCAAAUGUCUACGGAGCUGCACCACAAGCACAAGAACUGUAUACACAGACUAGAGAGUCUGACAUAUCUGGAUACCAAGGAGACUGGAGAAUGAUUGCUUAUCAGCCUUUACUCUCUAGUGGUGGAAAGGCUGCUUAUUCCACAGCAUUUGGAGAAAAGAGAACUGAUGUAGAUGAUGGAAUAGCUCUAGCAGAAUCGUAUCUUCAUGACUACUACUCUCAGAAAGCUCACUGUGCGGCUGAAAAUUCUCCUUCAAGUGAUGCUUUGAAGAUUUACAGCGAUGAAGGUCAUUGCUCUCUUGCUGGCUCUUUAGAAUGUCUUGUGGAGUUUUAUAAUGACCAUGAUAAUGACCUGCAGUUCCUCGACAACUUGGGUCUAAAAUUCAAUGCUCUGGCAAAGAUUUGUUCCCCUCCAAAGCCCAUUCCACAACCACGCAAAUUUGAACAAACUGAACAAAUUGUCAAAUCAAUGGAAACCGAAAUUGAAAGUGAGAGCUUGGAAAGCACUAGUAGAGUCCAGGAUGUUACAUCUAUUCAGGCUGUAUCAAAUGAAAGCCAUGUUAGUAAUGUUAGUAAUGUUAGUAGUGUUAGUAAUGUUAGUAAUGUUACCGAGACUGUCAACAGUCUUCAUGCUAGUCAGACAGUACUUGUUCAGCAGCAGCCUAUGUAUUAUCUAGUAGAACAUCAGGUACCAAGCACUGUGAUUCUUGCUGAGAAACCUGCACAGGCUAUGUACUUAAUAAAUGACGCAACAGCAACUGAGGGACUAGUUCUCCAAGGCAGUAAUCUGGCACAGAACACGGUAGAACAACAGGAAAUGUAUCUUAUAGGCAAUGGGUCUAUGGUACAGGGAAAUAUAAUGUUAGGUGGUUGUGUCAAUCUUGCCAACUCAGGGAUCGUAACUAUCUCAUCUACAAUGGUUCAAGACGAGAAAGGCAAACAACAACCCAAUGGUUCUCUACCCCAAAACCUGCAACAAGUGCAAUCAAAACAGUAA